Drosophila hydei is the source of this 339-nucleotide messenger RNA. RefSeq lists its product as uncharacterized. NCBI's taxonomy places the organism in Eukaryota, Metazoa, Arthropoda, Insecta, Diptera, Drosophilidae. The coding region runs from base 48 to 242 and encodes 64 amino acids. The record is from RefSeq and is a predicted model, not a curated record. The transcript has a single exon.
AGUGAAAGUCACUUUAAAGCAUCAGUAGAUCCGGAACAGAUAAUACGAUGUCUCCCAAAUUUAUCAUAUCCUUGACGCUGAUGGCCAUGCUAAUGGUCUUCACUGCACCUGCAGCCGAGGGGACGUUCCUUCUAUUUGCAUGUCUGACAGGAUCACCGCUGUGUCCCUACCGCACUACGACCCCAAGAUGCCCAACUGCUGGUCAGACUUACAAUCCUGUAACUCGCGAAUGUGCGGCUUAAAACCAAAGAUUGGAAUCUACAAAAGAUACUUUCGAGUCUUAUCACAUUAUCAAUUAUAUCUUGUUGAAGUCUAAAACAAAUAUAAAAUAUCGCAUUA